GCAGUAAUGCUCAGGACGCAGUUUUGUCUGAUGCUGAUGUUACCUCGCAGUGACUGGUUUUCAUGCGAUUCACAGCUAUUCGCAAGCUAGUAGUAGCAUCUUCGUCGUGGAACUCGCGCAGUGGCACAUUUUCGCGAGCGCGAUCUCGAGGGCCUGAAUGUGUCCAGGAUUACUGGCGUAUCGUAUUUGGAUGAUUGAACGCAGUGUCUCUACAGUGCGUGCUACGAAGAGCACUGUGGUGCCAAUAUUGCGCGUGCUUGUGGAUUCCGCUGUUCUAUACUCUGCAGUCCUCUUCCCUGCACUAAUAUAUUUCGUGUUCUCGAACAUCGGAGAGGCUGUGGUGUUGGACAUGGCCAUGCCGAUCAUGUCGAUUGCCUUUUACAUGGUGCUCAUUCGCAUCGCAAUCAAUAGAAACCGUCGCUUCCCGACUACUCCUAGGACAGCAAGUGAGAUUGAACAAAGAAACUCACGGCGAUAUCACAUGGGUCCUUUACAACUCCAUGUGUCCCAAUUUACCCACAACGACGGCAAUUCAGUCUACGGUACAGGGACUAAAGACCGACCAUCGAUACGCACAGCUGAGUCUGAAUGAGGAACCUUGCAGAAUGUAGUCAGUUCGAAUGUUGCCUGG
This is a messenger RNA of Suillus subaureus, 631 nucleotides long. RefSeq lists its product as uncharacterized. Lineage: Eukaryota; Fungi; Basidiomycota; Agaricomycetes; Boletales; Suillaceae. The transcript is spliced from 3 exons. The coding region runs from base 158 to 592 and encodes 144 amino acids. The record is from RefSeq and is a predicted model, not a curated record.